Lutzomyia longipalpis is the source of this 437-nucleotide messenger RNA. RefSeq lists its product as uncharacterized. Lineage: Eukaryota; Metazoa; Arthropoda; Insecta; Diptera; Psychodidae. The transcript is spliced from 3 exons. The record is from RefSeq and is a predicted model, not a curated record. The coding region runs from base 68 to 319 and encodes 83 amino acids.
CUCAGCAGAUAGCUUCAAGUGCCUCUGACUGUGCAGGUGGUGCAAGAAGGAUAAAAAGAGUGGUAAAAUGGAGGCAAUUUCGGGCAUUUGGAAAUUUAUAAAUUACUGGUGGUUCCGAUGGACCCUCGUGACAGAGAUGUACAUGGUGGAGAAAUGGGAAAGAAUCACAAUCAACUGCCUGUUUGUUGUUCUCUUUCUAGCCUUCUGGUAUUUUAACUACAAAGUCAUCCUAGCCUUCACCACCCACCUCACAGCAGCACUCUUUUGGGGCGACGAACCCUCAACAAGUCGGGAAUCUCUCACGGCGCCUCCCUUUUGAACUUGUCCCAGCCAGGUAAAUUCUCACGACGACAUACUCUCGCGACGCCACCAUGCAGCUCCACAACAUUUAAUUUGAGAGAUGAGAAAUAAGGUGAAUAAAGCACGAGAUAAAUUAA